AUGUCUGGAGUUGGGUCGAUUGUCUACAACGCCGUUUCGCGACGAUUCUCCACCGUCCUCUUGGCGUCAGUUGUUGGAGCUUACGUCUUCAACUAUUCCUUGGACGGAGUCACCAACUACUAUUGGGAUACGGUGAGAAUUUCAAACGUUAAAAUUAAAUCGCUAAUUCGCCCAACUAGCGAGAAAACGCCCGGAUUGAAGCGAAAAAGAUCGUCAAUCUCCGGAAGAUUGUUUAAAAAGCAUGAAGCUGAUGAAAAUCUUGAUGAAUCCGGAGGCGAAGAAGAAGCCGAAGAGCGAGGAUUCGCUAUUUCCAAGCCAUCGACAAGUCACGGAGAAGCUGGCAACGAUGCUGGAAAACAGCUGAAAAUUAAUAGCAUUUCAUCGCGAAAGGGAGAAUAUUUUGUUAAGAACGCCGAUGGCAUUCCCACCGAGAAGUUCAGCAUGAGAUAUCGAAAUUUGCUGCACAGAUAA
Messenger RNA from Caenorhabditis bovis, 471 nucleotides. The record is from the annotation of a GenBank genome assembly. Lineage: Eukaryota; Metazoa; Nematoda; Chromadorea; Rhabditida; Rhabditidae.